Eptesicus fuscus (big brown bat) is the source of this 1491-nucleotide messenger RNA. RefSeq names its product GTPase IMAP family member 7-like. Gene Ontology annotation, molecular function: GTP binding. NCBI's taxonomy places the organism in Eukaryota, Metazoa, Chordata, Mammalia, Chiroptera, Vespertilionidae. The transcript is spliced from 2 exons. The record is from RefSeq and is a predicted model, not a curated record. Bases 108 to 998 code for a protein of 296 amino acids.
GGAAAGCACCAGCUGGCAGAGUGUCUUUGGAGAAAAUUUGAGAACUCAUCAACUGGUUGAAAAGAAGGUCUUGUUGGUGCCUACACCCCAGAGCCUCUUGAAAGAAGAUGGCUGGCCUUCAGGACAACACUCUGAGGAUUGUUCUGGUGGGGAAAACCGGAAGUGGAAAAAGUGCAACAGGAAACACCAUCCUUGGGAGAGAAGCAUUUGAAUCUAAACUUGCUGACCAUGCUGUUACCAAGAAAUGUAAUAUAGCAACGCAACACUGGAAGGGGAGGAAACUUAUUCUUGUGGACACCCCAGGGCUCUUUGACACCAAGGAGACACUGAUGACCACCUGUGAGGAAAUCAGUAGGUGUGUCCUCUUCUCCUACCCGGGGCCCCACGCUAUCAUCCUGGUUCUACAGCUGGGCCGCUACACGGAGGAGGAGCAGAAAACAGUUGCAUUGAUCAAGACCCUCUUUGGGGAGCCAGCCAUGAAGCACAUGAUCGUCUUGUUCACUCGCAAAGAUGAUUUGGGUGAUCAGCCACUGGCUGAGUUUAUAGCAGCAUCAGAUGUAAACCUGCAAAGCAUCAUCAAGGAGUGUGGGAACCGCUACUGUGCCUUCAAUAACAAGCAAAGUGCAGAUGAGGCUGAGAAGGAAGCUCAACUGCAGGAGCUGAUGAAGCUGAUAGAGGAAAUGGUACGGAAGAACGGAGGGGGUUACUUUUCUGAUGCCAUCUACAAGGACAUAGGGGAAAAGCUGAAAAGUCAGGAAGAGGCCUUGAAGAUAAUCUAUGCUGAUCAAUUUGAGAAGGAAACUAAACUACUUGAAGAGCAAUGUGCUCAGGGAAAAAUAACAGAGCAAGCAAUGAAGGAGAGGAAAAUAAAAAUAUUGGAGAACUAUAAUGAAAAAAUUAAAAAUAUUAGGGAAGAAGCUGGAAGAAAUAUAUUUAAAGAUGUUGUAAGUGGGAUUUGGAAUUCACUUUCAAAAGUAUGGAAUAUGUUUUGGAAAUAAUGUACAUUUUAUUUCUUAAUAUAGUAUGAUUUGUUAAUGUGGUUAAUUGUAUUUUCCAAAGAUGACUACAACAAUGUAUUCUAUCCCACCCAUUCUUCUUGUAAUCUGAAUUUAUUUUUCCUUCUGUUGAACUAUAGGCUUUGUCCCCUACCUUGAAAUUCAAUGGACUUUGUGACUGUUUUGACAACCAGUGUGUGGUUGUGACUUCAAAAGUGAGAUAGGAAAAAUGCCUCUUUGUUCCCUAGGGUUUGUGGGCUUGGCAAGUGGGCACCAUGUGGUGAGGAAGCCCAAGGUGCUUAUUGAGAGACCAUGUGAAGAGGAUUUGAAGUCACUGGCCCACUUCCCUGGCUGGUCUUUCAUCUGCCAGCAGGACCAACUUGCCAGCCAUGCAAGUGAGGCAAUAUGGAAGCAGAUUCUCCAGCUUCCAACUGAGCCACCUCUGGUGAAGCUACAAAGAGCAAAGAUGGGUCACCCCCACUGCAUCCUGCCCCGA